AUGGAGGAAGAUGACGAAAACAUAAUAAAUGCAUCAGAUAAGGGUCUAUGGAAUGCAAUGUCGCUUUCGUUCAUCAAGGAAAAGCUUACUGACAAUAUUACUCAUCUCGAUUUAUCAUCAAAUCAUAUAAGUGUCGAAUCUGCUCAAAUUAUUGCAGGAUUUUUAUCGAAAAAAGACUCACAUUUGCAAGGAUUAGCAUUAGUAAACUCCCAUCUUUCAACUCGUGCCUCAAAAAUCAUAUUUGAAGCAGUUGGUUCAUCAAAAUUAUACGAAUUUUACGCAGAUAAUAACAUUCUCGUCCAAGAAGCGUGCGAAGUAUUCGGAAAGGCACUCAAGAACGGGCCGCCACUUGAAGUUUUAAGUCUUUGUGGCUGCCAAAUUCCAAGUGAAGGAGGCAUUGCAAUUGCCGAGUCAUUACCAUCGUUAAAGAACUUAAUGCACCUUAGACUAGAAUCUAAUAGCUUUUUCGACUUCGGAGCUCAAGCAAUUGCUAAAGUUUUGAAAGAUACAAAGAUACAAAGCUUAAACAUAGCAGAUAAUGAAAUAUGGCUUGAAGGCACUAACGAGCUACUCGAAGCGGUCGCAAAUUCAAAGUUUAUGAAAUCACUUGAUAUAUCUUACAAUAUUCUUGAUUUAGAUAAUCUUGCGAAGUGCGUACUUGCAAAUACAAACAUUACAGAGCUUGCAAUUAGCGGCGCUAAGAUUCCAAUUCUUCAAUUAUCUUCAUUUUUAGAAAAAAUGGUAAAUUCGAAUUUACAAAUACUAAUAAUGGAUGGCUUUGAUCCAAAUCAACUUCCUGUUGCAUGGGCAAGAAUUCAGGACACAAUUUUCAAGCAGCCAGAAUAUUUUGAUUUAUUACAAAAUUUAAUCCUUAAUUCCAAGACACUGGUUGACGUAAGAGUUGGAUAUUUAGAACUUGACCAAAUAGCAACGAUGCAAGAGACAUUUGCCCAUUUGAAACGUGAAAUUUCGGUUUCAGUCCAUGAUUUCGGUCGAACAGGCAAUUGUUGGGUAUUUAACUAUCCAGAGUUCACUGUAUUAUCACCUACAAAGCUGUUCAAGUGGGGAGAACCCAUUUUAAACCCAAAUUCUGCGUUUCAAAUUGGAAAUAUUUUCUCAUCAGCAAAAGUUGAUGGGGAAAUGCUGAAUAGCAUUGAUGUUUCUGGUUGCCAGAUGACUGAUGAAUGCAUGAACCAGAUGCUUUCCGUUUUAAGAAGGCUUGAUCUCGAUAUCUUGGAUAUAAGUAAUAAUAAUUUCGGAGAUGAAGUGAUCGAACAACUUAUUUCGAUGGCAGGCAGUUGUAAGGUCAGAGAUUUCCACUGCGAGAAGAAUAAAAUCACUGAUAUCGGGCUAGAACUGUUUUUGGCAUUUUUUGCCAAAGAAUUACCAGAAAAUUGUCCUAAAGAGCUUUCAUUUACAGUCAUCAGUGAGGACAAGAGUCCAUACAGUGUCCAUCCAGUCUUCCAGACACUCGCUGAGAUUGUCAAACAAGGCUGCGACAUCGAAUCUCUUUGUAUCGAUGGUCAGAUCACUUCUUUUGAUGUCAAAACCGUUGUUGAUGAAUUUCCAGUUAAUCCAGUCAUCCACGAGCUGAGCGUUGAGACUGAGAUGAUGAAGGACUACUCCAGCCCUGAUCCUCCAAUCGAUGAAACUAUAACAAGAGGUUUUAUCGAUUUGUACACUUCACUUCACAAAUUAAUUUGUGAAACAGAAGGAAGUGUCCUCAGAGAUUUCAAAUUCCCUCUUCUGACUGAGAUUUUCUUGUACUGCGAUGCAACAGGAGUGAAACUGUGGAGAGAAAUCAAUGCAAAGCUGGAAGAGAAUUUCAACAAAUAUAAGGAAAGUUUGAAUAAUAAUAAAUAA
Messenger RNA from Trichomonas vaginalis G3, 1863 nucleotides. RefSeq lists its product as uncharacterized. Gene Ontology annotation, biological process: activation of GTPase activity; nucleocytoplasmic transport. Gene Ontology annotation, molecular function: GTPase activator activity; small GTPase binding. Gene Ontology annotation, cellular component: nucleus; perinuclear region of cytoplasm; cytosol. The transcript has a single exon. The record is from RefSeq and is a predicted model, not a curated record. Bases 1 to 1863 code for a protein of 620 amino acids. NCBI's taxonomy places the organism in Eukaryota, Parabasalia, Trichomonadida, Trichomonadidae.